GGUCGUGAAUUAGUCGUAAUUAGUUUACUUCCCAGUCCCAUCGCGAGCUCGCACCAGUCACACAACCCUACUAUCACGCGACGACACACAUCGAAUACCAAAAAACAAUUAGAAAUGUACCGAAACGUGGUUGUUUUAAUUGUUUUGUGGGCCACAGCUGAGAGUGCGAACUACCAACGGUACGCAGAGCCUGGUGAUGCAAGAUAUGCCACGUAUUCCAGCUCUAGUUACACUACUGUGAAUCCGUAUAACCAAAACCUGUAUAAAUCCGGCAGCAGCUAUGGUAGUGAUAUAGCCAACUUCCCUGAAGUGACGCGAUACCCCAACUACAGCCCUGGAAGCUCGACAUACUCGUCGAUUUACAACUCCUACACCACUCCGAGAUCGAACGUGUUUUAUCCUCCUGGUGGAGACAUAACUCCACGAUAUGGAGACACUUCCUACAGGCAGGGCUAUGGACAAGGAUAUGGGCAGACUGGGCAAGGCUAUGGGCAAGUGGGACAAGGGUAUGGUACUGGAUACAGCUCCUACGAGAUGCCGUUUAUGAAGAAUAUCAGGGACUACUGUGUGAACCGGUCGCCGCAGCAAGGCAUCUGGGUGGACAGCCUGAUGGGCAUGUGGUAUGGCGUGGAGUUCAUUCAGCAUCUCGCCGGAGACUCCAGGAUCGACUACGCCAGGACCUGCAUUGUGAUACAUAUCUCAGAGCCUAUGGAUCAGCCAUCCACUGAGAACCAGUUGUUCCACGUCCAGCAUAUCAACGCGAAGUUCCGCCACGAGUACCGGCACCUGCGCCUGCUGUGGGACGAGGCUGGCCAGACCAUCGAGUACUCGCUCUACUUCAAAAACGACUCCGCCGGCUACUGGCAAGUGUUCGACGGACAAAACGGAACGCUGCCGGCUAGACCGAGUUACCAUCAGUUCAGUGGUACCGUUCAAGUGCUUAAGGCGGUCAACGAUCACCUUCUUCUGAAUUUCUGUCAAGAUCAAGUGAACGGCAAGUCUGCGCAGCUGUACUCUGUCCUGUUCUCACGCGAGCCUGGCUUCAUGGAGCGAUGGGAACUGGACUCCGUGCACGCUCUGCUACAGAAUAAAAAAUUGUCCGUCGCAUCAAGAAGAAUGGUUUGCGGUAACAGCGCUGACAAACCGAUUCUUAGUUUAGCUUCCUCAAUAAUUCUCAUAGUACUAGCUUACGCAAUUAGGUCUUAUUAACGCAGUCUUAUCUAGGGGCAAAUCUAUUUAUAAAAUACGAAAUGAUAUUUAAUCGGACAAGAUGACAUCACCGACAGUCUGUUUUAACGCCCACACGGUAACCACACAACUAUCGAAGAUGACAUAACGCUAACUGAACUUGAAAGUAUUACUACGCUCUGCGCAAAACGUGUCACGGAAGUUCUAAAUGAUUAGAGUUUCGUGUUAUUGUGGUAUAGGUGUUAAAACAACUGUCACGAAUAAUUUCAAAGUCACCACACACUUAACUGCAUUCUGCGAAAACAUAAAUGCCGUCGUAAAAUGUUCAAUCUUUAAGACUGAAUUUGGAAGACAAUGUUUAUGCCAAACAAAAGCUGUAGAACGUCUCGGCAACGUAAAAUGUUGCAGUAAAGAUGAAAUGUGCCAUUGUGUAUGUCUGAGAGCCCCGUGCUUAUUGACUCUGCAAAUAUUAAACCGGUUCCACCUCGCGUCCUUGUCUGCACUUGAAAGAUUUGAGACUUCGAGAAGGACAAUAGUCCCAGAAUUACCUACAUAUCAACUUUUAUAGCGUACAUAAAUAUCCGUCCUUAUAGUAUGAAAAUGAUUAAUGGUUUAGCUAAAGCAGUAUACGUCAAGUUUGAUCAAAAUUUGAACGACGAGAUGAUGGCUAGGCGUGAGAAUUUCUUAACUAUGUACUAGCCACAAAGUCAUGAUAAUGAAGCUGCUAAGAAAAUGAGUAGGUAAUAUAGCAGAAUGAUGAUAAAAUUGUUGCUUUUAUAACUAGCAAUAUAAACACAAUAAGAUGCUUAUUACAAUAAUGCUUCAUACUGUAACAAACGACCGUUUAAUCUUCAAUGUUGAAUUUAAAUAACUACUGUUUAGAUGACGUCAUACUAGCACAAUGUUAUGAAAAAUGUAUGCAGAUAAUCUGUUUGGAAGUAAACUCGUAACUGGGGUGCAACUGUUGCCAACAUUGCAAGCGCAUUAGUCUGCCUCUGAUAUUUUAGGGUUACACAACCGACGUUAUGGUGCUACACU
Messenger RNA from Helicoverpa armigera (cotton bollworm), 2226 nucleotides. RefSeq lists its product as uncharacterized. NCBI's taxonomy places the organism in Eukaryota, Metazoa, Arthropoda, Insecta, Lepidoptera, Noctuidae. The record is from RefSeq and is a predicted model, not a curated record. The coding region runs from base 115 to 1209 and encodes 364 amino acids. The transcript is spliced from 3 exons.